AUGAAGGCAUUUGUUUGGUCUUCCCUACUUACCUUUGUCAGCGCCACUUGCACUGAUCACGCGGUAUGGGUUUCGCAAGACAGGACUCCAUUGGAGCAGUCCCUAGGUCGAGCCCUGCCCGGACUCGACCUUGAAAAACUCGAGGCACUAAACCCCUGGUACAGUCCCGGCAUUACUGUUCCAGGGAGGAUAUACAAAAUCCCUUACGACGAAAGUAUGACCAUCGUCCCACCAGCCUCUUGGGCCGGCGGUUGUCCCAAAACCCUAGUGCUUGACAGUAGAGAGAGGAAGGCAGAGGCCCAAUCUUCAGAACAGCUGGAACAUAUAGUCGCGCGUGCCAGCGCCAACGCAGAGGAACCUGCUCAGAAUAAUAUCAAGGCAAGGUCUAUUGGCGCCAGCGAUAACUCCAAGGGGACAAAAACGCCUUCUACAACUUACUCAAGCACAAAGGCAGCUCCGAAGACAAUGGGAACAGCCAAUGCAUUGUCCUGUUGGAAGGAAACCCACCCCACAGAAAAGUUUGAUUCAAGCCAAGACCUGAGGCUCGAAUUCAUCACAACGUUCUGCAAUAGGCUGAAGGAGGUCAGCCUCAACCCCCAGAGCCCGUUAAGGGAAUAUCCAUAUCAAGACACGUUGAUUGGGAUCAAUUUGCUGUCUUGCCCAAAGUACCACUUCGGUACCCGAGAAGUUGCUUCAUGCCACGAAGUCAUGAAGUAUAUCGACCACAAAUGUCCCGACUCUGGCGGAGUGUAUAGUACAUCUUGCUUGUUGUACUAUUUUGUGAAACGAGACGACAUCGUGUGGAACAGAUAA
This is a messenger RNA of Fusarium poae, 813 nucleotides long. RefSeq lists its product as uncharacterized. The transcript has a single exon. The coding region runs from base 1 to 813 and encodes 270 amino acids. The record is from RefSeq and is a predicted model, not a curated record. NCBI's taxonomy places the organism in Eukaryota, Fungi, Ascomycota, Sordariomycetes, Hypocreales, Nectriaceae.